AGAAAAAAAAAAAAAUGAACUUUCAUCUAUAUAACCCCCGUCUCCCAAACCCUAGAGGCUGCCCGUCAGCUGCUUCCCUUGUACAGCGAGUCAGGUUCUCAAAAGGGUCCUGGAGAGGGUUUUCUUCCGAUUCGUCAACCAAUGGCUCCUGCUAAAGUUGACAGUUCCAAAAAGGGUGAUCCAAAGGCACAGGCCCUGAAGACUGCUAAAGCUGUGAAAACAGGUCCAACCUUUAAGAAGAAGGCUAAGAAGAUACGAACAUCAGUUACCUUUCACCGUCCAAAGACAUUGAAGAAGGAGAGGAAUCCUAAGUAUCCUCGAAUUAGUGCUCCACCAAGGAACAAGCUUGAUCAUUAUCAGAUUCUCAAAUAUCCCCUCACCACUGAAUCCGCAAUGAAGAAGAUUGAAGAUAACAACACUUUGGUUUUCAUUGUUGACAUCCGUGCUGACAAGAAGAAGAUCAAGGGUGCUGUCAAGAAGAUGUAUGAUAUUCAGGCUAAGAAAGUGAAUACUUUGAUCAGGCCUGAUGGUACCAAGAAGGCCUAUGUUAGAUUGACACCAGACUACGAUGCCUUGGAUGUGGCCAACAAAAUUGGUAUUAUCUGAGGUAGUGCCUGGCAUCCUCUUUUGUAGCUUUUUCUUUUGUUUUUUCAAUUUAAAGAGCAAGUUCUGUUGGCACUACAAACAGCGAAAUUUUGAGAACUAGUUUUAAGAUCUGUAAUCUUGUGUCAUUUAUUGUUUAUGUUUUGUCUUUUAUUAUUAACUGAUAAAUUAACAAGGUAGGGUUGAAGUUAUGGUUUAA
Messenger RNA from Carya illinoinensis, 802 nucleotides. RefSeq names its product 60S ribosomal protein L23a-like. The coding region runs from base 142 to 606 and encodes 154 amino acids. Lineage: Eukaryota; Viridiplantae; Streptophyta; Magnoliopsida; Fagales; Juglandaceae. The transcript has 4 exons. Gene Ontology annotation, cellular component: cytosolic large ribosomal subunit; ribosome. Gene Ontology annotation, molecular function: structural constituent of ribosome; rRNA binding. Gene Ontology annotation, biological process: ribosomal large subunit assembly; translation. The record is from RefSeq and is a predicted model, not a curated record.